Messenger RNA from Cuscuta epithymum, 3002 nucleotides. Lineage: Eukaryota; Viridiplantae; Streptophyta; Magnoliopsida; Solanales; Convolvulaceae. The record is from the annotation of a GenBank genome assembly.
GUUUAAUACCAUAAGCAUGAGAAGUGUAUCUUUAGGAGCUAAGGAAAACAUAAAAAAAGUUUUUGAAAAGUUUACAUAUGUCUUCGCUUUAGAUGUCAUGGUCUUUAUUCUAGCAUUUUCGAAGUUCCAAAUGUGCCCUUAAGGAUAAGUGUAGUGGUAUGUUACCAGAUCCCAAUGCUAGAGAAUGGUUGAUUCAGGAGGAUUAAAGGUCUAUCUUUAGGAGCUACAAUGCACCAAACAUAUAUGCCGCAAACAAGUCAUCCUCCAACAAGGGGAAAUUACCUAGGUAUAGAAUGAGAACUUUAAAUUGUAAGCAAAAUAGUAGAGUUUUGUUAGGUACAUUUUUAUGAACACUGAAAAUGCUUGUAGCCCAAAUAAGAAACUAAAAAUCAGGUUUUAGUUUGAAGGAACAAUGCUAAUGCCAUAUCAACCAAUAGUGGUGCUGAUAUUCCUCCAAACAUGAACCCUGGGUUGCUGAAAUUGUUUUGAACAUCAGAAGGGAAUAUUCCAGAAAACUUCAGGAGGGAAUAGCAUAGAAGGCAAAGUUAGCGGAUCGAGUGGCGUUGCUUCCACUUUUACUCGUCCAACGGCCCAAGAACAGACUAACCGCAGCAGUCAACCGGAUCCACGAACGUCAAGUGCCAAGUCCACGGACCGCUCUACCGACGACGCUUGGCCGCCCUGCGCCGUACCCUUCUCGGCUUCUCAGUCGACGCGUACGCUUCCAGCAGGCAGCAGUCCUCACUCCUCACUUCCUCAUCCUUCUGGUGCCCCCUGCUUACUGCUUCAGGCUUAACGCCUUCACCGGAAUCACCGCUUCAGCGGCUCAGCCCUUCAGAAAACCAACCGAGGGUUAUUAUUGCCUCAACAUAGUCACUUUUGUCUUAAAUGGCUUGAUCAAAAUCUUUGUCACACAAUAGAAGAUCAGAGAUUGAUCCCAUCAAAGAAGAGUUGAACUUAGCCCUACAAAGAAGAAGACUUAUAUUUUGCCUCCUCAUCGCCCAAAAGCUUAUAGACAGCUCCAAUGCAAAUCAAACUUUUCAUCCUCCAGAACAUCAAAUGACACAAACAUACAUAUACAUUACAAGCAGGUUUUAUAGACAAUAAUCAAAUUCUUCUAAUAUCCUUCAUUUCCUGCGAAGAUGUAUUUUUUGAGCGAAUUUCAUUGUAUAUCUUCUUCUUCAUCAAAUUUCCGAUUGAAAAAAAUUGGAUCUUUUCCCCUAAACCCACUUUGCUCAAUCUAUUAUCCACCUCAUUCCAAUUCGCCAUUCACUGAGAGGCACUCAAUUGAGAAGUACCAGAGGGACAGCUGGAUGUACAAGAACCAAUUGGAGCAGCCAUCCUCCUUCUGCCCACUCCCAGCUGACCCAAACUUUGGGAUCAUGGACUAUGAUAACGUUGCUCAGAAGCAGAUUCCUGAGCUCCAGAAGUUGCUUGACUUGCUUCAAGAGAAGCGAGUGGAAAAUGGCAAUGCUGGGAAGAGUUGUCCUACUAAUGUGUUUCUGGUAGGAGCGGGGCCUGGGGACCCAGAGUUGUUGACUCUUAAGGCGUUGAGAGUGAUUCAGAAUGCUGAUUUGCUGCUAUAUGAUAGAUUGGUUUCCAAUGAUGUGCUCAACCUGGUGGGUCCUCAUGUCAGGCUUCUAUAUGUUGGCAAAACUGCUGGUUACCACAGCAGAACACAGGUAGAAAUUCAUGAGUUGCUUCUUAGUUUUGCUGAAGUUGGGGCCACUGUUGUGCGGUUAAAAGGAGGGGAUCCCUUGGUGUUUGGGCGGGGUGGGGAAGAGAUGGACUUUUUACGACAACGAGGAAUUGAAGUGAAAGUCAUACCUGGAAUUACUGCAGCAUCCGGAAUAGCAGCAGAGCUUGGAAUCCCGUUGACCCACCGUGGGGUCUCUAAUAGUGUUAGGUUUUUGACAGGCCACUCAGGAAAAGGAGGAACAGAAGAGCCUCUAUAUGUAACAGCAGAGAAUGCAGUAGCAGACCUGGAUUCCACCUUGGUUGUUUAUAUGGGACUGUCAACUCUUCCAUCUCUGGUCUCAAAGUUGAUGCAUCAUGGCGGCCUACCCCCUGAUACACCUGCUGCUGCUGUCGAACGAGGGACCACACUACAACAACGCUCUGUAUUUGCGGAAUUGAACAAUCUAGCAGAUGAAGUAGCUUCACACCAACUGGUAUCACCAACUUUGAUCAUCAUUGGGAAGGUUGUUGCACUUUCACCUUUGUGGCCAUGUUCGAUUGAAGCUGAGAGGGCUCCAGUAUUGGAUGAGGCCAAAUUGUAGGCGGAGCAAAUGCUCUCAGUCUCAGAUUGGGCAAGCGUUAUUUGGAGGGAAUAAUAUAUGGCCAUUGGUGUUUUCUUAAUGUUCAGUAGGGACCCACCUUGUUGCUACCUUGGGUGCUUAAUUGCCCAUGAAUUUGAUAAGCUGUGCCGUUAACUUAUUGAGAGGAAGGAAAGGCAUUGGAGUCAGGUUACAUGGCAUUUUUUUUGAAAGGAAAAUGAUGGUUGGAUUAAUGAUAAGGGGCAUGUGGCAUUGGAGAACAAACUGAACAACAUAUUUGUUGGAUAGACAACCAGGCAAGUCUUGGGCGCUCUUUUUGCAUAUAUGUGGGAUACUGGCAUAUUGGCUGUUCUGCUAUUAAUCCCAUCCAAGAGCAGGCUAAUAACAGCCCAGAUAGGCUACUUUUCAAGUUAUCUUCUCAAAAGAAAGUUUCCAAAGACAGAAAAUGCGGUUCUGGCAAGGGUGGUUUGGCUCAUGAGCCUGGAUCUUUUAAACUUCUGAAAGAAAAAAUAUUUGUUAAAUCCAUGUCAGCAAAAUGAGAUAGUUAGAAGUACUUAUUUUACUUAAUCUGUUGACAAAAGAAAGAAGUUACUUCUUGGUAUGGUUGGGAAGUGGGAACAUCGAAGAAAAGUUUACACCAUUUGUUAUUUAUACAAUUAUACAUCUUUUGUCAUGUUAUCUUUGUUUUCACGUUAAAGAUGGAUGAUAUGAACUUAUCCAAACGCA